Molecule: messenger RNA, 2308 nt
Organism: Danio aesculapii
Lineage: Eukaryota; Metazoa; Chordata; Actinopteri; Cypriniformes; Danionidae
Exons: 11
Coding region: 1-2250 (749 amino acids)
Source: RefSeq, a predicted model, not a curated record
AUGUCGCGUAGACGCUGUGCUCUAAAGUGUGAGGGAAAAGUAGUGUUUUUUUCCCUACCUAAGGAUGAGGCUGUGAAGAGUCAGUGGUUGAGGUUCAUUUUUGGAAAAAUACCUCAGAAAUAUAGUCCCAACAUUGUGCUGUGCUCCCGUCAUUUCUCCGACGAGAGCUACACCAAUCUACAUGCAUACAAAGCGGGAUUUGCUGGACGGUUGUCGUUAAAGGAUGGAUCAAUACCAAGUUUAUUCGGACCAGCAUGUUCUUCCACCGAAUCACAACCUAGUACAUCACAGCAGACCAUUUCAAGUGGAUGUGUACGUGUUGAUGUGGCUUGUCAGACUGACUCUCUGGAAACUGUGAAUGUGACUACACAAACGGAUGAAUUUACAAAAACAUCUGUCGGCACACAGCUGUCCUUAAGAACACUGAAAGAUACACACGUUCGGAGUAAAGGGUCACAGGCAACCGUUACAUGUGAGACUGUUGGCACAAUAACUACAUCCUUUGAUGUACCGUUUGCAUCAACGCCGAUAAAGCCUUCUGGUGUCAGCAUAACCAAAAGACCUCAUCUGGAAUUGGAAGAGGAGGAAGAGGAAGAGUCAGACAUAGACUUUGAGAAAGAACCUCAUGACUCAACUUUUAACCCAGGCGACUCAACCAUUUCGCAGGAAUCAGAAAUGUCGUUUGUGGAAAGGCCCAUGUAUGGAGAUGCAAAAUACAUUGUUUUUGAAACAUGUUUGCGGGAGCUGUUUUCAACGUGUCCAAUUUGCAAAUCAAAGUGUGAUACGGAGCAGCACCGCAUGGGCACAUAUGUUGCAUUCAGCCAGAUUUGCCCCAAGUGUAUGUACAGCAGGAAGUGGCAGAGCCAGCCCAUUGUUGGAAGUACACCAGUUGGAAACAUCCUCUUAUCAGCAGCCACUUAUUUUACAGGAGGCUCGUUUAUCCAACUACAGAAGAUUUUCAAGGCUGUGCACUUAAACUUGUUCCAGUAUGACACAUUUCGUCGACAUUGCAGAAGUUUUCUGGAACCAGCAAUUAUUCACAUGUGGAAAAGUGAGCAGCAAAGCAUAAUAGCACAGUUAAAAGAGGGAGGAAAGACUGCUAUAGCUGGAGAUAUGCGUGCAGACUCACCAGGCCAUUCAGCAAAAUUUGGAACCUACACAGUAAUGGACAUGCAGAGUAAUACAAUUGUGGACCUCCAGCUUGUUCAGAGCAAUGAGGUUGGAGGUAGCUACCAUAUGGAGAAAGAAGGGCUGAAGAGAUGUCUGGAUGUACUGGAGAACAACGGGUUAGAGGUGGAUUACAUCGUCACUGACCGUCAUCCACAGAUCCAGAAGUAUCUCAGGGAGCGCAAGAUAACCCAGUUCUAUGAUGUAUGGCACUUCGAGAAGGGUUUGUUUAAGAAAUUAAUUAAACUGGGAAAAAACAAGGAGUGUGGAUUGGUGAAGAAGUGGCAACGUAGCAUCAGAAAUCAUGUUUACUGGUGUGCCACUUCAUCUACAUCAGGACCAGAGAAGGUAGCUAAGUGGACUUCGCUGAUUAACCAUCUCCAGAAUGUGCACACACAUGAUAAUGCACUUUUUCCCAAGUGUGCUCAUCCACUUAGAGCAUCAAAGGACCCAAAGAAAUGGUUUCAACCUGGGUCACAGGCUCUCUACAAAGUUGAAAGAGUCCUGUGCAACAAGAGGGUGCUGAAGGAUGUGGCGAAGUUGAGUCAUCAUUAUCAGACAUCUUCACUUGAGGCUUUCCACAGCCUUAUACUACGCUUCACACCAAAAAAUGUUGUGUUCCCGUUCAUGGGAAUGCUGUGCAGACUGUACCUUGCUGUGUUUCAUCACAAUGAAAAUGCCAACCGAAAACAAGCCACGACAGCAACAGGACAAGCUAUGUACAAAAUGGUGUUGCCGAAAUCCAAAAGAGGGGAAUGGACAACACGGGCAUUAAAAACAGAGCCAACCUAUAAAUAUGUGGAGGAGCUACUGAAACUGGUGUUUGAAGUCGUCAUUAUGGACCCCACUCCAUUUGUGGAUGAAAUGAAGGCCAUUCCCAUUCCAAAGUCCCUUUGUGCAGAAUAUGACAGACCGACAAAGGAAGAAGCCAUUGCCCAUCACGUGUCGCGGUUCAGUCAAGAGGGGGUCGGAAGCCAACGUACCGACCAGCCAGAUCUGGAAAUGCCUGCCGUAUCCGUGUUACAACACAGCACGGAAUCACAACACGAACACUAUGACCCAAGUAGCCCCAGCACCAGCUGACAAAACUGCGGUACGCCAGGUAGCGGAACUGCCUAAAAAAAAAGACUUUUUUUUUAUC